AGUACCGGUCACGUGGGGAGGGAGUAACGGUGGCUGCGCGAGAGAGUGCGCGCGCGCGCGCGUGCGCAGAGAGCCUCACCCGCGACGGGGGUUGGAGCGGUCCCGGAGGCUCCUCUCCCUCUCCUCCCCGGCGGCCUGAGCCCCGGCUCCCGGCUCCGCCGCACCAUGCUCCAGCCCCACCCGCUCCCGUCCCGCGCUCAGUGCACCCCGCUGCUCCCGUAGGACACGCAGCGGCUUCUUCAUCACCCGCAUCAGGACCCCAUUGAAUAUUCUUCAAGUGACUUGCUGGGAAAGAUGUCCUUACCAGUAGGAAUGCAUCGUAGAGCAUUCAGUUAUGAUGACGCUUUGGAAGAUUUAUCACCAAUGACACCUCCGCCCGCUGACAUGGGAACCAAUACAUUGUGGAAACAACCUGUCAUCCGAGAGCGGAAAUAUCAACAAUUGUCUAAGGAUGACGAUGGAGAAAAUGGUGUUGUGUCUUCGGUUGUGAUUCCAUCAUCAGCUGGAAACCUGAACAAAGCCAACGUGGUGAAAGCCAAAGCAACUUCAGUCAUGAGCUCACUCAUGACAAAGCAGACACAGGAAAGCAUACAGCGGUUUGAGAAGCAAGCAGGCCUGACAGAUGCAGGUUACCAACCACAUAAAGGCUUGAUCGCAGAGGAAGCCAGUUACCACCGGGUAGGGGAAGCAUUACAGAAGUUUAAAGGCCAGAGUUUGGAUGCACCUAGAGACGAUAAGCAGAAAUCUUUAUCAGCCCAGUCAACCCCCAACGUCACUCCCCAGCCCUCACCAAUACCCAAGCGAAGACCUUUGCUUGGCCAGGGGGCUGAUUUUGCUACUAGAAGUGUGGAAGGAGAUUUCACUCGAUUUGAAGGAGGUGCAGCUGAAAGAUGCAAGUCAUUUUUACGUAGCCAGAGUCACAAAGCUGCUGAGCCAGGUGGCUUUACUCUUCAGUCGUACAAAGGCGGCCCCAAACCCUCUCCUAUGGACAUAAUGCGUACUCAGGGCAUUGCUGCCAAGAUGGCAGAAAACUAUACCAACAUCAAGCCACCCAAGAUGGACAUGCCAAUACCAGAAGGACUAAACAGGCGUCCCAAACACACUCGCAGUGUAAAUCCUAGAGAUGUGAAUGUGUUUGCUCCAACAGGAUUUUAGUGUCAUUGAGAUGUGCUGUUGGCUGUGUGCACCCACUGCUUAAGUAGCCUACAAAAGUAAUUUGUUGCUCAUCAUAUGAGACGCUGUUUGGUUGUAAUUAAUUUGACGACAAUUUGAUUUGUAGAUUUAUUUUGAUGUGGGAGGUAGGAGGAGGGGAAAUUUCAGCCUGUGUUGUUUAUGGAAUCCAAACCAGUCCUGGUAAUUGGAACCUCCCAUAAUGCAUAUUUGCACCAAAAAUGGUUUAAUAUUCUUGUAGACCUCCUUAUUUGGCUAUUCUAUACCUAACCCCACCCCCCCAGAAUUCCUCAGUAUUUUGGAGUUUUAAGACCGACUGCUAAAUAAAAUAUAGACUCGCAAAGAAACCUGAGCAUUCUAUUUAUAGUCAUUAACCAGCAUUAAAGUCGCCUUCUACGUUGCUUUGUUAGGAAAUACUAACAGCAAGAAGGUGUGACAAGAAUGUGCAUCAGUUGAUGUGAAGAUAAGAGAUAGGUUUGUACAUUAGUAUGCAAGUAUAUAACAGUGUGGUACUAGUUAGCCAUCUGUAUUUGUCUGUCUGGUAAUUGUCUAAUGUAUAUUAAAUAAACUCUUGCACAUUAUUUUGUGACAACUUCAUUUUAA
This is a messenger RNA of Callorhinchus milii (elephant shark), 1773 nucleotides long. RefSeq names its product KIAA1191 ortholog. The transcript is spliced from 7 exons. Gene Ontology annotation, cellular component: cytoplasm. Lineage: Eukaryota; Metazoa; Chordata; Chondrichthyes; Chimaeriformes; Callorhinchidae. The coding region runs from base 295 to 1155 and encodes 286 amino acids. The record is from RefSeq and is a predicted model, not a curated record.